This is a messenger RNA of Owenia fusiformis, 1446 nucleotides long. Lineage: Eukaryota; Metazoa; Annelida; Polychaeta; Sabellida; Oweniidae. The record is from the annotation of a GenBank genome assembly.
UGAUCUCUACUAAUCUCUUGUAUUUUGCGCCACUCAAUCGAGUUAAUUAAUAGAGACAUUCCACAGAAGCAAAGAACACAGACUGAAUCUGCAGACUUUACAUAAUCGUAACACUGCUCAUAUCUACAUUCUAAAAAGGAAACAUAUUAUCAACGAAGCUCGCCAUUUUGAUAAAACUAAAUGUGCGAAACUUUCGGAAGAACGAUUAAGUUUAAACAGUAGGACAGACACUAUAUAGAAGUUAUAUAAAGUUGAAUUACGAGGAAGAAGAUAUGCCUCGUCCAGGUCGUCACAGUUAUAGCGAUCAAAAACCGCCAUAUUCCUAUAUUGCGCUCACUGCCAUGGCGAUUCAAAGUUCGGGAGAGAAGAUGCUUCCUCUUAGUGACAUCUACAAGUUCAUAAUGGACAGAUUUCCGUUUUAUAGGGACAAUACCCAAAGAUGGCAGAAUUCUUUGAGACACAAUCUUUCCUUCAACGACUGCUUCAUCAAAAUUCCGAGACGUCCGGACCGUCCGGGUAAAGGAAGCUACUGGGCAUUGCACCCAAUGUGCGGAGAUAUGUUUGAAAAUGGAAGUUUUCUUAGAAGAAGAAAACGAUUCAAGACAUUACGAGCACAAAUCUCCCUGCCCGAGUCCGUAAGACAGAGUUUGGACCAGGCCCAUGCAUAUUUGCAACACCAGGCAAAAAUAGGACUUCAAGCUCAGAGCAUGUCUCAGAGUAUAACUCAAACUCCAAGAUACCAACCAUAUACUCCCCCAACUUCGACAGCUUUUAAACAACCCUUUACAAUUGAGAAUAUUAUUGCCCCAGACAAUAAGAACAGUGCUGCUUCGCCAAGAGUGCAGAUGUUACCGCACCCUUCUCUUACAGGAUACACGGCUCUACCCGGGUUCCCAAAUUCGCUAAGCCUCAGACAUCCAUUCGCAGGUACAAGUUUACAUCCUGACAUUUCAGCAAUGAAUCUCGGCCAUCUUAGCAGAGACAUUCUAGCAGGCCAUGUGCCCAUCAAACCCAUGCCAUUGACACUUAGCAAUCAGACCAGAGGAGUUGCCCCACUGCCAACAAGUCUACCAGCCCUCUCACUCGCUGGCCCGCCACUGCCGAUGACUAGUCUAAACUUCACACAAACUUCUACAUUAACAACCCCAGUCCUACGGUGAGCAAAACACAACACAACGACAUAUAUAUUAUAGAUAUAAAUUAUUAAUAUUGUAUAUAUUGUUAGAUCUCUACGUGUAUAUAUGGCGGUUUUAAAAAGGUUAUUGUAUUAAAUUGGUAAUCAACUUGUUUUACUUCAAAUUGAAUUUUUAGUAGUUUCAAUAAGUUCUAUUUAAAUCUUCCAGGGUAUAGAAAAGGUAUGUACGUAAUGAAUAAUUCGAUUGUUAUAGAAAUUAUAUAUUUUCAAAUUAUCAUUCCAAGAGUUGCCAUUCCAAGUGUUGAGUAGAA